CUUCAUGAAGGCAGCCAUGAUCCAGUCACCCUUCUCUAGGCCUCAUCUCUUACAGUAUAGGAGAUCUCAUAUGAAUCAGUUUUCUAAGAACAUGCAAGAUUUGAAGAGCUGAAAAAAAAACAGCAAUAAAUCUGUUUUUUCAAACUGCUGGACCCAAACUUGUGAUACGCCUGCCUCAGCCUCCUGAGCAGCUGGGAUUACAGAUCUAGGUUGAAAUUUGCCCUUGACAAACAAGAAAAUGAUGAGUGAUGCAAGCGAUAUGUUAGCUGCGGCCCUGGAACAGAUGGAUGGCAUUAUAGCAGGUUCUAAGGCCUUGGAAUAUUCCAAUGGGAUUUUUGAUUGUCAGUCUCCCACUUCUCCAUUCAUGGGAAGCUUGCGAGCUCUGCACCUUGUGGAAGACCUACGUGGAUUAUUAGAGAUGAUGGAAACUGACGAGAAGGAAGGCUUGAGAUGCCAGAUCCCAGAUUCAACAGCAGAGAUGCUUAUUCAAUGGCUUCAGAGUCAAAUGACAAAUGGACACCUACCUGGGAAUGGAGAUGUGUAUCAAGAAAGGCUAGCACGCCUAGAAAAUGACAAAGAGUCCCUCGUUCUUCAGGUAAGUGUGUUAACAGACCAGGUGGAGGCUCAAGGGGAAAAGAUUCGAGAUUUGGAAUUCUGUCUGGAAGAGCACAGAGAGAAGUUGAAUGCCACGGAAGAAAUGCUGCAGCAGGAGCUUCUGAGUAGGACAUCCUUAGAAACCCAAAAGUUGGAUCUGAUGGCUGAAAUAUCUAAUUUGAAGUUAAAAUUGACGGCCGUAGAGAAGGACAGACUGGAUUAUGAAGAUAGGUUCAGAAACACAGAAGGGCUAAUAGAGGAGAUCAAUGAUUUGAGAUUAAAAGUUGAUGAAAUGGACAGUGAAAGACUUCAGUAUGAAAAAAAGCUUAAAUCAACCAAAUCUUUAAUGGCCAAAAUUUCUAGCAUGAAAAUCAAGGUGGGUCAGAUGCAGUAUGAAAAGCAGCGGAUGGAACAAAAGUGGGAGUCACUGAAGGAUGAACUGGCUUCUUUGAAAGAGCAACUAGAAGAGAAAGAAGCUGAAGUAAAAAAGCUACAAGAGAAAUUGGUUUGCAAGAUGAAAGGAGAAGGGAUUGAAAUUCUUGAUAAAGAUGAAAAUUUUAAGAAGAAGCUCAAAGAAAAAAAUACUGAAGUGCAAAAAAUGAAAAAGGCUGUGGAGUCUUUGAUGGCAGCAAAUGAAGAAAAGGACCAGAAAAUAGAAGAUCUCCGACAAUGCCUGAACAAGUACAAGAAAAUGCAAGAUGAAGUGGUGUUCCCUCAAGAUAAAAAAGGCAAAGAUGGUGAAUAUGAAGACCUCUUCAAUUCCAGUUCCAUCUCCACUUUGUUGGAUACACAGGGCUUUAGUGAUCUGGAAAAAAGUCCAUCUACUUCUCCAGUAACGUCAUCUCCUAGCUAUGACCCGUUCAACACAAGUAUUCCAGAAGAGCUCCACACCAGCAUCUUGCAAGUUUCAAUUCCUUCAUUAUUGCCAGCCUCCAUAGGCAUGGAAACUGCUGAAAAAUCAAAGUUGCCUCCUAAGCCAGAGACUUCAUUUGAAGAGAAUGAUGGAAAAAUAACCCUUGGUGCUGCUGUUGAAACCCAGCUGGGUGAUAGUCUUUUAACUUCGGGUCUACAAAAAUCCAGCAGCCUGGGCAAUCUGAAGAAAGAGACAUCAGAUGGGGGAAAAGAGUCUAUUCAGAAGCCUUCACAGGAUAAAGUUCCAGGAGAAAACAGCAUGUUUGGGAGUCUCCCUCCCAAAGCUGCAGGACAUGAGGCCUCUGUGGAUGACAACGCUUUUGGUACUCGAAAAGUCAGAUCUUCUUUUGGUCGGGGCUUUUUUAAAAUCAAAAGUAACAAGAGGACAGCAAGUGAACCAAACUUGGAUCGUAAACGAAGUGCCAGUGCACCCACCCUAGCUGAAACAGAAAAGGAGACAGCAGAGCAGCUGGAUCUGGCUGGUGCAUCUUCUCAGCCCAGAGAUUCACAGGGAAACAGUACCUUCCAGAUGUCUCCACUAUCUCCAGAUUCCAAAAAGAAAUCCAGAGGUAUCAUGAGACUCUUUGGAAAACUUAGGAGAAGUCAGUCGACCACGUUCAACCCAGAAGACAUGUCUGAGCCUGAAUUCAAAAGAGGAGGGACAAGGGCAACUGCAGGUCCUCGCUUGGGUUGGUCUCGUGAUCUUGGACAGACUAACAGUGACUUGGAUAUGCCUUUUGCCAAAUGGAGCAAGGAACAAGUCUGUGCUUGGCUGGUGGAACAGGGGCUGGGGUCCUACCUGAAUUCUGGCAAGCACUGGAUUGCAUCUGGCCAAACCCUUUUGCAGGCUUCUCAACAAGAUUUAGAGAAGGAACUUGGAAUCAAGCAUUCACUUCAUCGAAAGAAACUCCAGCUGGCAUUGCAAGCCCUCGGAUCUGAAGAAGAAACUAAUCAUGGAAAGUUGGAUUUCAACUGGGUCACUAGAUGGUUGGAUGAUAUUGGCCUUCCCCAAUAUAAGACCCAGUUUGAUGAAGGACGAGUGGAUGGCCGAAUGCUUCACUACAUGACUGUUGAUGACUUACUGUCUCUGAAGGUUGUGAGUGUGCUGCACCAUCUCAGUAUCAAAAGGGCCAUCCAAGUUCUGAGGAUCAAUAACUUUGAACCCAACUGUCUACGGAGGCGUCCAUCUGAUGAGAGUAGUAUUACCCCUUCUGAAGUUCAACAAUGGACCAAUCAUCGCGUGAUGGAGUGGCUGCGCUCUGUGGACUUGGCCGAAUAUGCCCCCAAUCUCAGAGGCAGUGGGGUCCAUGGUGGACUCAUGGUGCUAGAACCUCGUUUUAAUGUAGAAACAAUGGCUCAGUUAUUAAACAUUCCACCAAAUAAGACGUUGUUGAGAAGACACUUGGCCACUCAUUUCAACCUUCUGAUUGGUGCUGAGGCCCAACACCAGAAGCGAGAUGCCACAGAGUUACCAGAUUAUGUACUUUUAACAGCUACUGCCAAAGUGAAGCCAAAGAAACUUACCUUCAGCAAUUUUGGAAAUCUGAGAAAGAAAAGACAGGAAGAUGGAGAAGAAUAUGUUUGUCCAAUGGAACUGGGACAGGCAUCAGGAAGUGUCUCAAAGAAAGGAUUUAAGCCUGGUUUGGACAUACGCCUAUAUGAUGAAGAUGAUUUCGAUCGGUUAGACCGGAUGGAAGAUUCAGAAGGUACAGUGAGACAAAUAGGUGCGUUUUCUGAAGGCAUCAACAAUCUCACACACAUGUUAAAAGAAGAUGACAUGUUUAAAGAUUUUGCUGCCUGUUCCCCCAGUGCCAGCAUUACAGAUGAAGAUUCAAAUGUUUAACUGUGGAAACUGGAUAAGCACUUGGAACCCUUAGUCUUUUUUCCACUUUAUUUUUCAAAUACAGUGUAUACAGCAUGCAAGAGAUUGUAUUUUGUUUAUCGUCCUAAUUUCGGUUCCUACAGAAGUAGAAAUGGAAAUUGGGAAAUGUGCCUAUUUAGAAGUUGCCACAAAAAUGAGACACUGGUAAAGAGAGUAUAAUUGUUUUUCCUCUAUUUAAUGUAAAAAUCUAUGAUAUAUUUAAAAUGUUGCAUUUAAAAAUGAGUGUUUUACCAGUGUUUCCAUCCACACCCCCUGUAUGGAGGGUUUGGGGAGCAGUGACCGGUGUGGGAAUGACUUGGGCAAUCUGCAUUACCGCGGCCAUCUCUGCAGGACAUGCUGUGCUUUAAAGACGAGUAUGUGCAACCUCGUUAGGCAAUGUGUGCCCGCUAAAUGACAGUUGCACCUCCACUUGCCGUUUAUUUUAUAUUUUUUUCUAAAUAUAUAUGUACACACACAGUACAUAGAAAAUAAAGCUUUUUAUUAUAUAAGGAAGAUGAAGAAAAGGUUACAUCAAAAGGAAAAUACCUCUCAAAUGUCUAAAUUUCCAUAUACCAGCUAGUUCCUAAAGAAAUUAAAAUGAUAACUUCUUUCUCUACAGCUGAAUUUUAACAAUGUUGGUCAUUGAAACUAAGUAAAUAUACAUGAAAUACCCCUUUCCUUGGUGAUACCCACAAAAUUCUUGAACAGUUUAAAUAUUUCAUUCCUUUUUUUUUUUUUUUUUUGUACCAGGGAUUGAACUCGGGUCCUUGUGCUUCCAAGGCAGGCAGUGGAACCACUGAGCUAAAUCCCCGGCCCAAAUACUUCAUUCUUAAUUUUGGAUCUCUUUACCUUAUAAGGAAGAAUUUGAGGGACAUGAAUACACUAUAACUUGAAUGCAUUCAGAAGUAUUUGUACACUUAAAAUUUUGCAAAAAAUUUUCUACAGAAACAAAAAUCAAAACAAAAGCCUUUACAGUAUUGUUUUUGUUUUUUUUUUCUUUGCCAAAUACAUCGUUAUAUCAUUGCUAAUACUGCACUACACCUGCUAAUUGUGUGUUUUCUCAGACUGUCAGUGGGGCAGAAUUCAAAAAUUCUGAGGCUGCAACAUUAGUUUUGUAAUGACUUUCUUUUAGACAAAAUGUUACACAACACCAAAAUACUCUUUAUAAAGAACAUAGAAAACUGCAGCAAAAACAUUGUGUUUAUCUUGUUGUUGUUGGUUUAGGAGAAGUCCGUUUUUCGUUCAGUAGUACAUAAUUGUUCAUGAUAGUUAACUGUCUAGAGUGGGUGUUUAUGAAUUGGAGCAGAGGUGGGCGGUUCAGUUUGUCCCAGUGGACUUGGUUUUAAACCAUAUUGGAGUAUCAGUGGUAUUUUUCAUUUUCAGCAAAUUACCAGGCUAUUCAUCAAGGAAUUUAUAACACUAAAUUAUUGUGUAUUCAUCACUAAAAUGAUUUGACGCUAACAAUGGUUUUAUUUGAACUCUACCUAAUUCAAUUUGGUAAAUGUAUUAGACUCAUCCUGUAUUUGGGUUUUAUUUUAAUGUGAAUUUAUGGCAUCAUUUGAAAAACUCAAAUUUGUUAUUAGAACCUGGUUCAAAAUACCAUAAGACUGUUACAGAUACCAAGCAUUCUUCAUUCAGGACAAUAUAACAUAGCUGAUGAUAGAUGAUAUGGUUAAAUAGUUUGAUGAUAUAUUUUAUUUAUAAAAUAUAUGCUGCUGGUA
Messenger RNA from Fukomys damarensis (Damara mole-rat), 5088 nucleotides. RefSeq names its product PPFIA binding protein 1 (gene Ppfibp1). Gene Ontology annotation, molecular function: protein binding. The record is from RefSeq and is a predicted model, not a curated record. Gene Ontology annotation, cellular component: presynaptic active zone. Gene Ontology annotation, biological process: neuromuscular junction development. The coding region runs from base 239 to 3349 and encodes 1036 amino acids. The transcript is spliced from 32 exons. NCBI's taxonomy places the organism in Eukaryota, Metazoa, Chordata, Mammalia, Rodentia, Bathyergidae.